Molecule: messenger RNA, 2577 nt
Organism: Rotaria sp. Silwood1
Lineage: Eukaryota; Metazoa; Rotifera; Eurotatoria; Philodinida; Philodinidae
Source: the annotation of a GenBank genome assembly
AUGUCGAUAUCAAAAAUUAAAAAUGCUGCAAAAUCUUUAAAAACAUUUCAAGGUAUUCACUUUGAACAAUGUUUGGAUAAUGGCGAAACAGCUGAACAAAUGAAUAAAUGGCUUUUAGAAGUAUCAUGGGAAGUAGCUAACAAAGUUGGUGGAAUUUAUACUGUUAUUCGCUCAAAAGUACCUAUAACAAAAAAGGAAUAUGGGAAUAAUUAUAUUUGUUUGGGUCCAUAUAAUGAUUCAUUUGUUAAAACUGAAGUUGAAGUUAGUGAAUCAAAAAAUGAGGCUAUACGUGAAGCAGUUAAUGAUAUGAAACGUUAUGGUGUUCAUGUUGUAACUGGCAAUUGGUUGAUUGAAGGUUUUCCUCAAGUUGUUCUUUUUGAUAUUGGUUCAGCAGCCCAUCGAUUAGACGGUUGGAAAGGAGAUUUUUUUGAAUAUGCACAUAUUGGCAUUCCAUAUCAUGAUCGAGAAGCGAAUGAUGCUUUAAUAUUUGGUUUUUGUGUUUUUUGGUUCAUUGGCACAUUUAUCGAACAAGUAAAACGAAUAAAAAAAAGUUAUGUAAUUGCUCAUUUUCAUGAAUGGUUAGCUGGUGUUGGUCUUGUAAUGACACGUCUUCGUAAUUAUGAUUGUGGAUUAAUAUUUACCACACAUGCAACACUAUUAGGACGAUAUUUAUGUGCUGGUUCAGCUGAUUUUUAUAAUAAUUUAAGUUAUUUUAAUCUUGAUAAAGAAGCUGGUGAUCGUCAAAUUUAUCAUCGUUAUUGUAUUGAACGUGCUGCUGCAUCAUGUGCACAUGUAUUUACAACUGUUUCACAAAUUACUGGUGUUGAAGCACAAUAUUUAUUAAAUAAAAAACCUGAUAUAUUGACUCCCAAUGGGCUUAAUGUUCAAACAUUUGCUGCAUUGCAUGAAUUUCAAAAUUUACAUGCACAAAAUAAAGAAAAGCUCAAUGCUUUUGUACGUGGUCAUUUUUACGGACAUUAUGAUUUCGAUUUGGAUAAAACAUUAUAUUUUUUUAUUGCUGGUCGAUAUGAAUUUUCAAAUAAAGGUGCUGAUAUGUUUAUUGAAGCUUUAGCUCGUUUAAAUCAUAUGCUUAAAGCAUCCGGUUCAGAUGUAACUAUCGUAGCAUUUAUGAUCUUUCCAACAGCAACAAAUAAUUUUAAUAUUGAAUCAUUACGUGGUCAAUCUGUUGCUAAAAUGCUUCGAGAUACAGUACAAAAUAUUCAAAGUGAAAUUGGUAAACGACUUUAUGAAAUUUGUCUAAAAGGUAACCUUCCAACAUCGGAACAAAUCUUACAUCCAAGUGAUUUAAUUGAAUUAAAAAAGUGCAUAUAUGCUUCACAACGAUCAUCAUUACCACCAAUUUGUACACAUAAUGUAUGUGACGAUGUCAAUGAUCCUAUAUUAAAAGCAUUACGUCGUUGUCAAUUAUUUAAUGCACGUUAUGAUCGAGUUAAAGUUAUAUUUCAUCCGGAAUUUUUACGUUCAACAAGUCCAUUAUUACCACUUGAUUAUGAAGAAUUUGUACGUGGUUGUCAUUUGGGUGUAUUUCCAUCAUAUUAUGAACCAUGGGGUUAUACACCAGCUGAAUGUACUGUUAUGGGUGUACCAAGUAUUUCAACAAAUUUAAGUGGAUUUGGAUGUUUCAUGGAAGAACAUGUAAAUGAACCACAGACAUAUGGUAUCUAUGUUGUUGAUAGACGUUUUAAAAGUGGUGAAGAAUCAUGUCAACAACUUUCACAAUAUAUGUAUGAUUUUUCACAAUUAACUAGACGACAACGUAUUAUCUUACGUAAUCGUACUGAACGUUUAAGUGAAUUAUUAGACUGGAAUACAUUAGGCAUUUAUUAUUAUCGAGCUCGUCAAAUGGUUCUACAACGUACUCAUCCCGAAUACGAAGAAGAACUGCUCAAAAUUACAAAUGAAUCAAUUUCUACUCCAUCAACACCAGCUGUAUCUCGUUCAUCAACACCCGCACCACCUGAUCGCGAUGAAGGAACUGAUGAUGAAGAAGAACACCAAGAAGAGAGUUCAUAUGAUAAGACACACAUUGAACCGAAAACACCACCACUGACUCAUGAACCAGACGACGAACCACAUUUAGAACGUGCUGAUUCAGUUCGUCUUCUUCCCAUGAGAAAAAGAGUUCUAAAAGAUACUGAUCAUACUGCAUCUGAUCAUGGACCUCAAACUAAAUCAACGCUCAAUGAUGCUAAUGAUGAUGAAGUUCGUGAAAUAAUAGGUGGAAUAGAAAAUCCAAGCAAUAUUUAUGUUAGUACAAGCAAUAGCAAACCUGGAUUGUUACCUGAUGCUCAAACAAAAGCAUUAAAUGAUAAACUCAAUUUAGGUUUACCAGAUCGUGGUACAUUUUCAGAUUCACAUGAUGGUCAAAAACAACCAUCAGAUAGUGAUAGAAAGUCAUCAACACCAAGAGAUUUAUCAUUAUCUGAUGCAUUUCAUGGUUCAUUAAGCAGUGUUGGAACAUCUUCAUUUGAACCAACAAGUACUACCGGUGCUCAAUAUUCAUCUGCUUUUGUUGAUCAACAAGCUGCAAAAUCAAUUGGUAAAGAACAAAUAUAA